Molecule: messenger RNA, 1021 nt
Organism: Acyrthosiphon pisum (pea aphid)
Lineage: Eukaryota; Metazoa; Arthropoda; Insecta; Hemiptera; Aphididae
Exons: 3
Coding region: 5-910 (301 amino acids)
Source: RefSeq, a predicted model, not a curated record
AAAUAUGAUGAAAAAGAAGAAAAAUCCCAACGAUUUAAUGUACCUCAACUUAAAUUAUUUGGGACAAAUGACCAAUCUCACAGAUUUGAGAUUAAAGGGCUUAACUGGAAUAAAAUUGACGGCAUUGUCAUCAUUUGAAAAUUUAAUACAUCUGAAGAGAUUGUCAUUAACCUCUUUCAAAGUAUUUCCAAAAGAGAUCUAUAAGAGAUUGAAUACUAUUACUGAUAAUAUUGAGUUUUUUGAAAUUGGUGAUUGCGAAAGCUUAACAAAGGAUUUUGCUGUGCCACUAAAAAGAUUUGUCAAUUUGAAAACAUUGAGAUUAGAAAAUUGCUGUAAUGAAUGGGAUCAAUCUGCACAGGAUGUUUUUACUGUCAUUAGAGGUCUUGAAAAGCUCAAUGUUCUGGAAUUGGUAAACAUAGAAUUCAGUUAUUGUGUCGAAGAAGAAUUGGAAAAAUGUGAUGGUAUUAAAGCUUUACUGAUUAUUCCUGCUUACAUGAGCCAAUCCGCAACUACUAACCGUCACCUGAUAGAAUGUCUCAAGAAACUCUCCAAGACUUUAACUCACUUGAUUUGGGGACUAACUCAUGAGUUACUCCGUGUUACUGACAUAUUUAUAACUCAACAUCUUGAGAACCAGCAUGCUAUUGGUUAUGAUUUAGAAUUAUCCCAUAUCAACAAAACAACCGACAAUAUACCUAUACUCAGAAAAAGAAGGCACCGUCCGCAACCAUACGACCAGACUACUCCUGAAAAAGAAAAUACCGGGUCAAAUAAUGUUGAUAUACUUUCAGUUCCUGAUUUAGAGAAAAUGUUAGAAACUAUGAUGCCUAAUGCUAAGACCAAGAUAGUUAAAGUUCCCUUUUCUGGAACAACUAGAGUUUAUUUGAGUGAACAUUUAAAUAAUCUCUAAAAUAAUUGUAUAGUAUUCAUUAAUUGUUUCUUUACAUGAGAAACAUUUUGUGAUAUAAUUUUAUUUUUUGUGUCCAGGAAAUUUUUUUUUAUUUCAAGGUGGAGAUUUUAA